Molecule: messenger RNA, 1112 nt
Organism: Agelaius phoeniceus (red-winged blackbird)
Lineage: Eukaryota; Metazoa; Chordata; Aves; Passeriformes; Icteridae
Gene: HEMGN
Product: hemogen
Biological process (GO): cell differentiation; regulation of osteoblast differentiation
Cellular component (GO): nucleoplasm
Source: RefSeq, a predicted model, not a curated record
CUCCAGAUGCUGUUUCCAGGGAACUAAGCUGCUUUCUAAUUAAAACUGCAAAGAGCAAUGGAGAGUUUAGGCAAAGACCAUGCUUCUUCGGACUCUUCCCUGCCACCCUCUGCAGCCUGUGAGGAGUAUGCUGUGCCAGAUGUCAUCAUAACCCGUCGCUUGAGAGACCGGGAGUUGCUCAGGAAAAGAAAAGCAGAAGCCCUGGAGAAAGAUUCAGCUCAGUGGGUUAUGAGAGACUAUAAGAGCGAACAGCAAAGGAGAGCCAGAAGAGCCAAAAGAGGACGGGGCCGUCAGACAGUGGUCAAGGCUGUCCUGGAGUCAGAGCCAGCAGUGGAGCCCCAGCCUGACCCAGACGAGAAGGCUGAGCCAGUGCCCACGGAGCCAGCACUGCCUGAAGCAGGCUUUCAACAGCAGCCACCCAUGCUGACCAUCCAGAACAUGGUCGGUGGGAUGCCAGCAGUGGCAGAGGAAGGGGAGCUGGCAGACAGGAGCUUGGACCCUGCUGGUGAAGAAGAUGUGCUGAAACCAGCAGAAGCAGCUAUACUAGAAGAGUUGAAUACUCCUCUGGAAAAUGACCACCAGGAUAACGAAUACAUUCCACAUAUUCUGUAUUAACUUUCUGAUUGUUUGGGGAUAUCUUUUAUUUUUACUCUCACGUCACAAACUUGAUAAGUAUGGCGCAGUGAUUUUGAGCAGCUGCUUUCUUGGGAGCCAUAAAGCCCAUACUCUCCUUGUCACUCUGCUUUCAAUGCUUCUUCCAGGCUAGAGAGGCAGCCCCUAGGGAGCUGCCUGUGGCUUAUGAGCCUCCUGCUCUCUCUGCAAACAGGCUGUAUUGCUUGGGCCCAUGGAAGGCUUCACAGUGCUCUGCCACACUACACUUCAGUUGUACAGUCCAGCAUCCACCUGUGUUUCUGAAAGUAAUUUCUUAUUUGCAUAAAUGUGAGUGGCAUUGCAAAGCUAACACUCACUGUGAUUUUAGCUGGCUGGAGAAGCCCAGCUUGGGCUUUUUACUGCACCCCACAAACCCCACCACCCUUUGCGCUAUUAUUUUUAGUCUGAAAGUUUUUCUCAUAGCCUGUUUUCAUCUGCAAUAAACAUCUUGCUUUCCUAAA